This is a messenger RNA of Mycena citricolor, 915 nucleotides long. NCBI's taxonomy places the organism in Eukaryota, Fungi, Basidiomycota, Agaricomycetes, Agaricales, Mycenaceae. The record is from the annotation of a GenBank genome assembly.
AUGCCGAAGCAAACGUUCUCCCCAAAGCCCGCUAUCGAAAAGCUGCCGCUGGCGGUGCGCAAAGACAUCCGCGACAAGUUCGACGGUAACAAGGCCGACUUUGAAGAGCAGCUCUCCAAGUUGUUGGGAGUGACGUUCACUCUCGCCUACAACCCCAACGAACUGGCUGCCUACGUCAAAGAUCUCGACCGCACGUCCGUUGGCAACACUCUGAGCGGAUAUACAAACGGCUUCAUCUCGGCUGUGACCUCGUUCCUCGAGAAAUACGGCGAGGAUGGCAAGACCCACUUCAACGAAGCUGUCUCCAACUCCCAGCUGACAAUCGCCGUGAAUUCACUUGGCGAGGGCGCACCGACCAUCUCGGCCGACGUCAAGGACGGUGUUUUCCGCAUUCUCUUCCAGCACGAACGAUUCGGCUACAACAUCACGUCGCAAAGCGAAAUUAUCCUGCCUGCCAUCGAGGGUGCGGCGAGAGACGGAUUCUCGCUGCAAGCCAAGAACUCCAUCGAGAAGCACUACACGGAAGAAAUCGACAGCCUGAAAAAAGAGAUUGAGGCUAUCACCGGCAUCUCUGGAGUGAUUUUGGACCCCAACUUUGAAGAGAACUACCAGACUCUGUUGACACUUCCCGACCCCAAGUGGCAGCCCAACUUUGGCCGUGUUCACUUGAACUACUUCGAGGGACUGAAGGGCCAACUAGAGAGCCAAGGCUUCAAAAAGGACGACAUGCUCCAGGAAGGACUCCAGGAAGCCCUCCCUUCCAAGACCUUCAAAAUCCGCAUCGUGAAACAGACGACGGGCAACAAGACCAACGAAAUCGUCAUCGAGGACGGAGUUGCUUACCUCCAGACCACCAAGGAACGCUGGUGGUACAACGUAAACGACAUGGGCGCUGGUUUGGUCAAGUUGCUCUAG